AUGCAGGAAGCUUCCGUGCUGUUACGCGUGGUCGACACAGACAAGGAGAACGUACCCAAUGUCUGUGGAUCACGUUAUAAUGCUUACUGUUGUCCUGGAUGGAAAACCUUACCUGGUGGAAAUCAGUGUAUUGUCCCCAUUUGCCGGCAUUCCUGUGGGGAUGGAUUUUGUUCUAGGCCAAAUAUGUGCACUUGCCCAUCUGGUCAGAUAUCUCCUUCCUGUGGCUCCAGAUCCAUCCAACACUGUAACAUUCGCUGUAUGAAUGGAGGUAGCUGUAGUGAUGAUCACUGUCUGUGCCAGAAAGGAUACAUAGGCACUCACUGUGGACAACCUGUCUGUGAGAGUGGAUGCCUCAACGGAGGCAGGUGUGUGGCCCCGAAUCGAUGUGCCUGCACUUACGGCUUUACUGGACCCCAGUGUGAAAGAGAUUACAGGACAGGCCCAUGUUUUACUGUGGUCAGCAACCAGAUGUGCCAGGGACAGCUCAGCGGGAUUGUCUGCACAAAAACACUCUGCUGUGCCACGGUCGGCCGAGCCUGGGGCCACCCCUGUGAGAUGUGCCCUGCCCAGCCCCACCCCUGUCGCCGGGGCUUCAUUCCAAAUAUCCGAACGGGAGCCUGUCAAGAUGUGGAUGAAUGCCAGGCCAUCCCUGGGCUCUGUCAGGGAGGAAAUUGCAUUAAUACUGUUGGGUCUUUUGAGUGCAAAUGCCCUGCUGGACACAAAUUUAAUGAAGCAUCACAAAAAUGUGAAGAUAUUGAUGAAUGCAGCACCAUUCCUGGAAUCUGUGAUGGGGGCGAAUGUACGAACACAGUCAGCAGUUAUUUUUGCAAAUGUCCUCCCGGUUUUUACCCCUCUCCUGAUGGUACCAGAUGCGUAGAGGAUUUCAACAAGCUGUGCUCCGUCCCUUUGGUAAUUCCUGAGAGACCAGGAUAUCCUCCCCCACCCCUUGGCCCCAUUCCUCCUGUUCCUCCUGGCUUUCCUCCUGGACCUCCAGUUCCUGUCCCUCGACCCCCGGUGGAAUAUCCAUACCCGUCUCGGGAACCACCAAGGGUGCUGCCCGUCAAUGUCACUGAUUACUGCCAGUUGUUCCGCUAUCUCUGUCAAAAUGGACGCUGCAUUCCAACUCCUGGGAGCUACAGGUGUGAAUGCAACAAAGGAUUCCAGCUGGACCUCCGAGGGGAGUGCAUUGAUGUUGAUGAAUGUGAGAAAAACCCCUGUGCUGGUGGAGAGUGUAUUAAUAACCAGGGCUCGUACACCUGUCAGUGCCGACCUGGCUAUCAGAGCACCCUCACCCGGACGGAGUGCCGAGACAUCGACGAAUGUUUACAGAAUGGCCGUAUCUGUAAUAAUGGACGUUGCAUCAACACAGAUGGCAGUUUCCACUGUGUGUGUAACGCGGGCUUUCACGUGACACGAGAUGGGAAGAACUGUGAAGAUAUGGAUGAAUGCAGCAUAAGGAACAUGUGCCUUAAUGGAAUGUGUAUCAAUGAAGAUGGCAGUUUUAAAUGUAUUUGCAAACCUGGAUUUCAGCUGGCAUCAGAUGGGCGUUAUUGCAAAGAUAUUAAUGAGUGUGAAACACCUGGGAUCUGCAUGAAUGGGCGCUGUGUCAACACUGAUGGUUCCUACAGAUGUGAAUGCUUUCCUGGACUGGCCGUGGGUCUGGAUGGACGUGUGUGUGUUGACACACACAUGCGGAGCACAUGCUAUGGUGGAUACAAGAGAGGCCAGUGUGUCAAACCCUUGUUUGGUGCCGUUACAAAAUCUGAAUGCUGUUGUGCCAACACUGAGUAUGCAUUUGGGGAACCUUGCCAACCGUGUCCUGCACAGAAUUCAGCGGAAUAUCAAGCGCUCUGCAGCAGUGGGCCAGGAAUGACAUCAGCAGGCAGUGAUAUAAAUGAAUGUGCGCUAGAUCCAGAUAUCUGUCCAAAUGGAAUUUGUGAAAAUCUCCGUGGGACCUACAAAUGCAUAUGCAAUUCAGGAUAUGAAGUGGAUUCAACUGGGAAAAACUGUGUUGAUAUUAAUGAAUGUGUAUUGAACAGUCUACUUUGUGACAAUGGACAAUGUAGAAACACUCCGGGAAGUUUUGUCUGUACCUGCCCCAAGGGAUUUAUCUACAAACCUGACCUAAAAACCUGUGAAGACAUUGAUGAAUGUGAAUCAAGUCCUUGCAUUAAUGGAGUCUGCAAGAACAGCCCGGGCUCUUUUAUUUGUGAAUGUUCUUCUGAAAGUACUCUGGAUCCAACAAAAACUAUCUGCAUAGAAACCAUCAAAGGCACUUGCUGGCAGACUGUCAUUGAUGGGCGGUGUGAGAUCAACAUCAACGGAGCCACCUUAAAGUCCCAGUGCUGUUCGUCCCUUGGUGCUGCCUGGGGGAGCCCGUGCACCCUAUGCCAAGUUGAUCCCAUAUGUGGCAAAGGCUAUUCAAGAAUUAAAGGAACACAGUGUGAAGAUAUAAAUGAGUGUGAAGUAUUCCCAGGAGUAUGCAAAAAUGGCUUAUGCGUUAACUCUAAGGGAUCAUUUAAAUGUCAGUGUCCCAGUGGGAUGACCUUGGAUGCCACAGGGAGGAUCUGCCUAGAUAUCCGCGUGGAAACCUGCUUCCUGAGGUACGAGGACGAGGAAUGCACUCUGCCUGUUGCCGGCCGCCACCGCAUGGACGUUUGUUGCUGCUCCGUUGGGGCGGCCUGGGGUACUGAGGAAUGCGAGGAGUGUCCUGUGAGAAACACGCCAGAGUAUGAUGAGCUCUGUCCCAGAGGGCCCGGAUUCGCCACCAAAGAAAUUACAAACGGCAAACCUUUCUUCAAAGAUAUCAACGAGUGCAAGAUGAUCCCCAGCCUCUGCACCCACGGCAAGUGCAGAAACACCAUUGGCAGCUUUAAGUGCAGGUGUGACAGUGGCUUUGCUCUUGACUCUGAAGAAAGGAACUGCACAGACAUCGACGAAUGCCGAAUCUCUCCUGACCUCUGUGGCCGUGGCCAGUGUGUGAACACCCCGGGGGACUUCGAAUGCAGGUGUGAUGAAGGCUAUGAGAGCGGAUUCAUGAUGAUGAAGAACUGCAUGGCUGAGUACAAAAUUCUUUGUCCUGGAGGAGAAGGUUUUCGGCCCAAUCCUAUCACUGUGAUAUUGGAAGACAUUGAUGAGUGCCAAGAACUCCCGGGGCUGUGCCAAGGCGGGAAAUGUAUCAACACAUUUGGCAGUUUCCAGUGCCGCUGUCCAACUGGUUACUACCUGAACGAAGAUACCCGAGUGUGUGAUGAUGUGAAUGAAUGUGAAACCCCCGGAAUUUGUGGUCCAGGAACAUGUUACAACACUGUUGGCAACUAUACCUGUAUCUGCCCCCCAGACUACAUGCAAGUGAAUGGGGGAAACAAUUGCAUGGAUAUGAGAAGAAGUUUGUGCUACAGAAACUAUUAUGCUGACAACCAGACCUGUGACGGAGAACUUUUGUUCAAUAUGACGAAGAAGAUGUGCUGUUGUUCCUACAACAUUGGCCGGGCCUGGAAUAAGCCCUGUGAACAGUGUCCCAUCCCAAGCACAGAUGAAUUUGCUACGCUUUGCGGAAGUCAAAGGCCAGGCUUCGUCAUUGACAUUUAUACCGGGUUACCUGUUGAUAUUGACGAAUGCCGGGAGAUCCCAGGGGUCUGUGAAAAUGGAGUGUGUAUCAACAUGGUUGGCAGCUUCAGAUGUGAAUGUCCAGUGGGCUUCUUCUAUAAUGACAAGUUGUUGGUUUGUGAAGAUAUCGACGAGUGUCAGAACGGCCCUGUGUGCCAGCGCAAUGCCGAGUGCAUCAACACGGCGGGCAGCUUCCGCUGUGACUGCAAGCCCGGCUACCGCUUCACCUCCACCGGCCAGUGCAAUGAUCGCAAUGAAUGUCAAGAAAUCCCCAAUAUUUGCAGCCAUGGACAGUGUAUUGACACAGUUGGAAGUUUUUAUUGCCUUUGCCACACUGGUUUUAAAACAAAUGCUGAUCAAACCAUGUGUCUGGACAUAAAUGAGUGUGAGCGAGACGCCUGUGGGAAUGGAACUUGCCGCAACACCAUCGGGUCCUUCAACUGCCGCUGCAACCACGGCUUCAUCCUUUCCCACAACAACGACUGCAUAGAUGUUGAUGAAUGUGCAACUGGCAAUGGGAACCUUUGCAGAAAUGGCCAAUGCAUCAACACAGUGGGGUCCUUCCAGUGUCGAUGCAAUGAGGGCUAUGAGGUGGCUCCAGAUGGCAGGACCUGUGUGGAUAUCAACGAAUGUCUUCUAGAACCUGGAAAAUGUGCACCAGGCACCUGUCAAAACUUGGACGGGUCCUACAGAUGCAUUUGUCCCCCUGGAUACAGUCUACAGAAUGACAAGUGUGAAGAUAUUGAUGAGUGUGUGGAAGAGCCAGAAAUCUGUGCCUUGGGCACAUGCAGUAACACUGAAGGCAGCUUCAAAUGUCUGUGUCCGGAUGGGUUCUCCUUGUCCUCCACUGGGAGAAGAUGCCAAG
Molecule: messenger RNA, 4474 nt
Organism: Leptonychotes weddellii (Weddell seal)
Lineage: Eukaryota; Metazoa; Chordata; Mammalia; Carnivora; Phocidae
Source: RefSeq, a predicted model, not a curated record